UCAAAAAGUAAACAUAAGCUGUUACUUUAAAACUUGUUGCUCGCAGUAUUUUAAUAGGCGCUUAGAAGAAAUUUAAAUCAAAAUGUCUUUUGAACCUGCUAGCAAUAUUGUUUUAAGCAUUUUGCUGUCUUUAUUGCUUUCUAACACAUGUGAAGCAAUCAAAUGUUUUCACUGCAACAGUCACAAUAACUCAGCGUGUUUAGAGAUGCAUAUUCCAAAGAUGCAAGCUAUCAUACCCAUCGUUGACUGCAGAGAGGGUCUCUCCAAUACCAUUGACAAAAGGGAAUUCUUCUGCCGAAAGAUUACACAGACAAUCUUACAUCCAGAUCAGACGCCCGAAGUUCGAAUCACUCGCGGCUGUGGCUGGGUGAGAAGCAAGAGGGAAUGCUACAAAGCUGACAAUAUGGACCAUUUGGAGACCGUCUGUCAGUGCUUUGGGGACCUCUGCAAUGCGGCAACAACGCUCGAAUACGUCAAAGUGACAGCUCUUGCAGCUGUUGCCACUCUUCUCACCGCGUUUAGGACGUGGCGGGGAGAGAUAGUUUGAUGCUUCUAUAUGAGACGAUUUUAAAGGUCUGAACUUUUACUCUUUAAUAUAAUUAUAUCUGUGUAAAUGUAAAUAAAAGAUUUUGGGAAAAAUUGUGUCUUUUGAAAGAAGAUCUGUAAAGUAAUGUAGAGUAUCUAUUUAUUACAAAUGAAAUGUUAUUAUUAAUCUUCUCUGGAUUACAAAAUGUUUGUAAAUAAGUUUCAAUAAUACCACUUACAUAAGUGAUAUAAAUCCUUGUUGAAUCAAAGGUUAUCGUUAUACUUACGGCAUUGUA
This is a messenger RNA of Spodoptera frugiperda (fall armyworm), 821 nucleotides long. RefSeq lists its product as uncharacterized. The record is from RefSeq and is a predicted model, not a curated record. Lineage: Eukaryota; Metazoa; Arthropoda; Insecta; Lepidoptera; Noctuidae. The transcript has 3 exons. Bases 83 to 547 code for a protein of 154 amino acids. Gene Ontology annotation, biological process: sleep; positive regulation of voltage-gated potassium channel activity; regulation of synaptic transmission, cholinergic.